AUGCCUGCCACCAAGAGAAUUGUUUCUGUCACCCAGAUGUCACAGAAAGAGAAGAUCCCGGCCUACGAGCCAAAUAUCCCUGAGCCAAAAUGCAGAGCUGAUCUAAUCAAACAUUGGUUCAACAUUUCCCUGGAUGACAAGACAGCCAAUAAGAUGCUGUGGAUCGGAGAGAAUGGUACUAAGGUCGCUCGUAAGACCGACGAUGUCAAGUGUCCUGUCCUGGAUAGACCGGAGCGAUAUGAGUAUUCUCCACAGGUUCUUUGCAAAGAAGCCAUCCACGGCUUCCGAGGCUACUGGGAGGUGGAGUACUCCGGGUGGACCGUGGUCGGGGUCACCUACGAACGAGCGGGCAGGAGGAACACCGAUGGUUUCUGUGGCCUUGGGGAGAACGACGAGUCCUGGUGUAUUGGCUGGAGUGGUUCCAGAUAUAAUGCCUGGCACAAAGGCCGCAAUUUAGAGAUCAUGGAGAUUCCUCAGUAUUCCACAAUUGGUGUGUAUCUUGACCAGCCUGCCGGUAUCCUAAAUUUCUAUGGUGUGGAGGAGGUGAAGGGGGAAGAGGAGUGCACAGGAGGAAAGGAGGUUCAUAUUUUGCAGCAGUAUCGGACCACCUUUGAGCAGAAAAUGAUACCAGGUUUCUGGUUGGCUCCGCAGUCACACUGUCUGAUCCUGAAGAAGGAGGAAUAA
Molecule: messenger RNA, 684 nt
Organism: Cyclopterus lumpus (lumpfish)
Lineage: Eukaryota; Metazoa; Chordata; Actinopteri; Perciformes; Cyclopteridae
Product: tripartite motif-containing protein 16-like
Exons: 4
Coding region: 1-684 (227 amino acids)
Molecular function (GO): protein binding
Source: RefSeq, a predicted model, not a curated record